AUGCAAUACCUUGUCGGGAAUGGGUUGCAUCAAUAUCAACGAUGGGUGAAAAAAUAUCAGCCUGAGCUUGGAGCUCUAGUGGAAGAAUUGCCCUUGGACUCUGACAGAGCGAGGGGUGAACGAGGUCGUUUGUUUUGGAUAGGUCCUAAACGGACAGAGAAGGUUUUACUGUAUUUACCGGGCGGAGCAUACAUGUUUCAAGUGACAGAAAUGAUGCUCAAGUUUUGGAGAUACGCUCAAGUAGAAUGGGAAAGGCAAGGACUCGCAAUCGGAAUUGUGGUCUUGUCAUAUUCUGUCGGCUCAGACCCAAACGCAGCUUUCCCUGUUCAACUCUUUCAAGCUACCCAAGCUCUUAAAUAUCUCCUCUCCAUAGGUUGCAACCCUUCCAACAUCCAAAUCACAGGUGACUCUGCUGGAGGUAACCUCAUGACACAACUUCUCUCACACAUGGUCCAUCCUUUUCCUCUUCCUUCCCUGGUCCCUCCAUUAAACUUGCCUCCGGGUUCUCGUCUCCGAGGGGUAUAUAUGAUGUCUCCUUGGGUCGGUCUUUCUAACCCAGAUCAAUGGGGUCCCACAUUUCGAAUCAAGCACUACGAUGUUACAAACAUACGGGAACCGGGUGGACAAUAUGUCGACACCAUCUUCAUAGAUUUCCCUGACAAACAUUCGCAAAUCGUCCCAUAUGCCGAAUCAGUAUCCGCUCCAGAUGACUGGUUUUCUGACCUUCAGAAUUCAGUCGUAGACCGGAUACUUGUCACAGCGGGGAAAGAGGAACGACUUUUAGAUCAAAUCCAGGUGUUUUUCAAACGGAAGAUCAAGCCGUAUCAUUCUGAUGCGGUCCUUCUGGUCCAGGAUGGGGGCAUUCAUGACGAUAUGAUCAUGGAUUUUGCAGUUGCUAACGCUCCAUUAGGGAAUGAGUUGACGCCUGUUGUUUUGGAGUGGAUUGCAAAGGGGUUCAGGAUGUAG
Molecule: messenger RNA, 966 nt
Organism: Lentinula edodes (shiitake mushroom)
Lineage: Eukaryota; Fungi; Basidiomycota; Agaricomycetes; Agaricales; Omphalotaceae
Product: Alpha/Beta hydrolase protein
Exons: 3
Coding region: 1-966 (321 amino acids)
Source: RefSeq, a predicted model, not a curated record